Messenger RNA from Punctularia strigosozonata HHB-11173 SS5, 812 nucleotides. RefSeq lists its product as uncharacterized. Bases 307 to 738 code for a protein of 143 amino acids. The record is from RefSeq and is a predicted model, not a curated record. NCBI's taxonomy places the organism in Eukaryota, Fungi, Basidiomycota, Agaricomycetes, Corticiales, Punctulariaceae. The transcript has 2 exons.
UUGGCAACGGUGGCCGCUUCCGAAUUCCUGGUUGCUCUGGUUCCACAUUCGAGCCGCAUAUCACCCUCUGUCUGCUCGCAACAACCUCUUUCUUCCUGCAUCAACCCCGAGGAGCCUUGUGUCGGUUGAACCGAUCCUUUCACCCGACCUAGUAGACGCGCUCGCUGCUCGUGGUCGUUGUUCUCGCUCAAUCCACUUUGCUUGCAAGUUCAAGAACAGAAACCUCAGCUGGUCUGCUGCCACUCAUUAGAAUUCUCCACGUUUCCUUCGCUGCGACGUAGACACUCAGCACCAGCAACCAUCAUCAUGCCCCGCCGCCCGCCGCCCACCUCUCUCCGCCUCGUUGCCGGCCCGCUGCCACCUCGCAGCAAACCGCGGCAUACGCUGCCCUCACUCCCGAUGCCCGCGUUCUACCCCACCGCAGAAACCCGUCUGCGCGAGAAACCACGAGCCAGCCGCGACGCACCCGUCCUCGCCAUCGACACCUCCGUACCUGCGGCAUUGGCCUUUCCGGCCGGCGCGUCGCCCAUCUCGGCCGACGACUCUCGUCUGCGCCACUCGCGCUCGUCGUCUUCGAUAUCCUCGACGAGCUCGACCCCGGCCUCUCCAGCCGCGAGACAGACACGUGCGAUACGCGGACCCUGGGAUCACUCGAGCAGCAUCCCCUUCCAAGUGGACGUUGACGCGUUGUUGGCCGCGCCCGCCCCUGCAGCGCUAACUGUCGGCCCGACUCGCUGAGAUACUUGCAUUGUUGUAGCAAUGGAUUCAGUAUUUUACCAGCAUAUACUCUGGGAAAUCAAAGGAAGAUUGUC